Molecule: messenger RNA, 3723 nt
Organism: Anopheles bellator
Lineage: Eukaryota; Metazoa; Arthropoda; Insecta; Diptera; Culicidae
Exons: 4
Coding region: 103-2307 (734 amino acids)
Cellular component (GO): nucleus; cytoplasm; ribonucleoprotein complex
Molecular function (GO): ATP binding; RNA helicase activity; RNA binding
Source: RefSeq, a predicted model, not a curated record
GUGCAAAGUACCUGUGAGUGAAAGGCCGUGCAAACCGCGUACCACCGUUUUCCAUAUAUUUGCCCGUUAUCUGCUUGAAAUAUCCUCCGUUAGUGUGCAAAGAUGUACGGAAAUCGCCCGCAAACUGGCAAUAGUGGAUUCCACCGUGGCGGCGGUAUGGCCGGAGGUCGUCCAGGAGGUGGCCAGAUGGGAGGCGGUUUUCGCCGUGACGGAGGCGCCGGAGGUUACGGUGGCGGCAACGGACCAUCGUUUGACCGGCAAUCGCAAAAUGGCAAAAAUCUUCGCACCCUAAAAUGGGAGCCGGAAGAUUUGACGCCCUUUGAGAAGAAUUUUUACCAGCCGUCGGCCGGCCUAGUGGGCAUGUCUGAGGGGGAAAUUGCGGGCUACUUGAACAAGCAUCAGAUCACCCUGAAGGGCCGCGAAGUGCCGCGACCGAGCAUGGACUUUGAGGAUGGUGGUUUGCCGAGCUACAUCAUGGAGGAGUUGAAGCGACAGGGCUUCAGCAAACCGACGGCCAUUCAGGCACAGGGAAUGCCGAUUGCACUUAGCGGCCGCGAUAUGGUCGGAAUUGCACAGACCGGGUCGGGCAAAACGCUUGCCUACGUCGUGCCGUCCCUGGUGCACAUUCAGCACCAGACCAGCAUUCGUCGUGGCGAUGGACCGAUCGCACUAAUCCUGGCACCAACCCGCGAACUGGCGCAACAGAUCCAGCAGGUGGCGACCGAUUUCGGAUCGCGCGUCAGUGCAAACAAUACGUGCGUUUUUGGCGGAGCCCCAAAAGGGCCGCAAAUACGCGAUCUCGAGCGAGGCGCUGAGAUCGUCAUUGCAACCCCUGGCCGGUUGAUCGAUUUUCUCGAACGAGGAAUCACAAACUUGCGGCGCUGCACCUACUUGGUGUUGGACGAAGCCGAUCGUAUGCUGGACAUGGGCUUCGAGCCACAGAUCCGCAAGAUCAUGGGACAAAUCCGGCCCGAUCGGCAGGUACUGAUGUGGUCCGCAACGUGGCCGAAGGAGGUGCGAAAUUUGGCCGAAGAAUUUUUGGCCGAUUACAUUCAGAUCAACAUCGGUUCGUUGAACCUGUCAGCAAACCACAACAUCCUGCAGAUAGUGGAUGUGUGCGAGGACUACGAGAAAGAUCAGAAGCUGAUGAAGCUUUUGACGGAGAUUUCCGCAGAACCGGACACGAAGACGAUCAUUUUCGUCGAGACGAAGCGUCGUGUGGAUGACAUUACGCGCAUCGUUAACCGCAAUGGAUGGCGUGCCGUGGCCAUCCAUGGCGACAAGUCGCAACAGGAGCGUGACUACGUGCUCAGUGCUUUCCGUAAUGGACGCCAGGGCAUCCUGGUGGCCACGGAUGUGGCGGCUCGUGGCUUGGAUGUGGAAGACGUAAAGUUCGUAAUCAAUUACGACUAUCCGUCCAAUUCGGAAGAUUACGUGCACCGGAUUGGUAGAACGGGACGCUCGAACAACACCGGCACCGCCUACACCCUGUUCACCAACUCAAAUGCCAACAAAGCCAACGAUCUGAUCAACGUGCUGCGCGAAGCGAAUCAGGUCAUUAAUCCACGGUUAGUUGAGCUUGCCAAACCAAACAUGGGCAAGGGUCGUCAACGGUACAGUAACCAUCGUUUCGGCGGACAACAGAACCGUCCCCCGCGGGAUGGCAUGUUCGGUGGUAGCGGUGGUGCUGGUGGUCGGUUCGGCGGACAGCGCGAUGGUGGUGCCCCGAAGUUCGGUGGUGGCAGUGACAAAUACGGUGCACCGCGCGAUGGGCGGGCUAUGCAGGCCGCCUCCGCGGCCAUGUACGGUGUCGGAAUGGCCAGUCUCUCGCAAUCGCUCGGUCUCGGUAGCGCUGCCGGUCUGAAGCAGGCUGUCGGUGGCCUAGGUGCAGCGUCCGCCGGGCAACGGCAGAGUCGAUUCUCCGCUCCCUCGUCUGCAUCGUCCGCUGCUGCCGCAGCCGCUGCCGCCACCGUUUUCGCGUCGAGCUACCAACAGGGUAAAUACGCGCUCAGCGCCGCCGGUGCAGGUGCGGCCGGACUAGCCGGAGCGCAUCCGUCGGUGGCGACCGCAACCAAUGGUGUUGCGGCGUACGGUGCAGCACCUCCCUCGUACAAGUCUUCUGUCGGCGAGGCAGCAGCCGCAGCGGCGCACCUGUAUGGCGGUGGUUACACGACACGAGCACAACCAGCCAGCAUGCCGUCGAGUGCUGCGGCAGCGGCGGCGGCCGCAGCCGCCGUUUACCAGUACGCUGCUAACGGAGCCACCCCGGCCUUUGCCUACCCACCACCGCAGGUAGUGCUGAACUAAGUGUCCGACCGACCGAAAGACGGCGCUCAAUAUGUUUUCUGUGAGAGAAUUAUUUAAAUUGUCACCCUCUUUUCAAACCCAUACCGUAGUGCUUAAGUUACAUCCCGCUUUUCUCGCCUUUGAAUGCGUUUUUCAUCGUAAACGGCAGCCCACAAUCGGUUGUUAAUCAGUGAUAGGGUUUGUUGGUUCAUUUUCUCCUCGUGGUCGUGGUGGAUGGCCACGGUAUAAUUUAUUUCCUCUCACAACAGCGCAAGUGCGGAAAUUGGACAGGAAUCUUAUGUUAGGUCGAACGGUUUGCCAAACAUUUAAUCCGCGACUAUCGAUUACACGAUGUUAGAAUAAUUUCCAACAAUUCCACAUAAUAAUUCUUCCUUUUUAUGAAGCUUAGUCUUUUAAAUUUUAUACACAACGGAGGCGCGCUCCACUAAAACUGUAACCAGAACAUUUUGAAACCAGUUAUCUUUACAUCCCGAUGUUUUGCUCAAGACUUGAGACUAACGUACCGUUGAUUUUAAAACACUGAACUCACAAGUUUUGCCGCGCGCGCUCUCCCAAACAUCUUCAAUACAUUUCCGUCGAUUAAUCAGUGAAGAAAGUAAGCAGAACACAUAGAAAGGAGGCACCUUACACGAAGAGUGACACGUUGGCGUUUAAGUAGAUUGGCGUGUUUAGUAGAGAAAGAACGCGCGAAAGAUGCGCGGUGCAUCGACAAAUUUUAAAAUGUACAUAUUCAACCUGAAAAAGGACUGUGUAACGCUAUGAUGUUUAUUAUUACUAGAAUCUGCUACCAAUCUGUUUUCUAAAUGCAGUGUAAUAGGGUGUAGUUGUAGUUUAGCCUUUAAUCACCUACGGUACGGUUUGAAACGUAUAGAUUCUAAGUGUUUAGUACCAAACAAAACUGUGGUAGACCUCCCGAAAAGAGGAAAGCAUCUUCAUAAUUUCUCCACUUUGUGUAGAUCAGCUCUGAGAUGCAGAUUGAAACAGGAACAAAACAUAAUUCAAAACCAUAAGAAGAAGGUACACACACAUUUGGCUGUUGUUCUCUCUUGUACCAACCGCUGGGACACGAAUUUGACCCAUCAAAUGUGGAACUGGUGUUGAAUUCUCUUUACCAUUUUUGUUUUUUAUUAUGGAAUAAUAACUGUGAAACUUUAUCAAACACAACUGAUUAGAUGGGAUGGAUAAUAGCAUAAUUAAGAGAGCAAACUAUGGUCGAAUUCUCUCCAAACUGCUAACACGGACACUGAACCAACAGAAUUAAUCUCGAUCCCCAUCAUGUGUAUUUGCGAUGUGUUUGUAACGUGGACCAUUCGCGCGAGUGCACCGGUGCUCGUACCAAACGUACCGGGAGCGUUGCGCCAAUGGACCGGUUCUUUGGAUUUAUUUUGGAAAAAUACACAAUAAAGAGAACUUCAG